Molecule: messenger RNA, 4574 nt
Organism: Siniperca chuatsi (mandarin fish)
Lineage: Eukaryota; Metazoa; Chordata; Actinopteri; Centrarchiformes; Sinipercidae
Product: protein FAM171B-like
Exons: 13
Coding region: 75-2150 (691 amino acids)
Source: RefSeq, a predicted model, not a curated record
UGCGCGGUUUGAAGAGCGCCUGACAGCAGAGGAUGGCAGUGGGGUGGACAUCGCUGUUCGUGUGCAAGUUGUAGAUGAAAAGCGGACCUGUGGCGAGUAAAAAAGUGACACCGCUCAACUCUUUCGUGAAAGUCAUGCGCCUGUUGAUCUGUCUGUCGUCUGCGCUGAUUUUCUGCAGAAAUGGGAAAGCGACUGGAGAGUUCGCUCCGCCUGGACACUCUCUGCAUGUCAAUGACGGGAACUUUUCAAAGCGGGAUCACAUGAAACAAGAGCCCUUUCAGCGCCACCAACAAGGGCUCGAUCCCUUGUCAGGUUCUGCCUUUAACCUAAAGGUCCAGGUCAGCGACAUGCUGAGUCGUCAGUACCUGAGCCAGGCAGUGGUGGAGGUCUACAUCAACUACACCAGGACCAACACAGCUCUUACUGGGGAGGACGGUGGUGUUUUACUUCAUGUACCUUACCGAACUGAGACGCCAAUCACAAUUGUGGCCAGCAAGGAAGGCUACAUUUGCACACUGCUGCCUUGUAAAACCAAUAGAAUGCCAAUAUUUUCAUCCGUGACCAUGUCACUACUUGGUCUGAGUCAGGGGAACAUCUGGCUCUUUGAUGAUUCUGUCCUGAUCACUGGCAAAACAUCUGAUGCUUCGUUGCAGCCCAUUGUCCAGUUUCCCAAGGGCCUGCUGAACCUGACAGACAGCAGUAAUGUCACCUCUGUUAAAGCCUACCUGACUGUUCCCAAGCUGUCGUCAGAGGAGGGCAGCUUUCUUAACACUGUGGGCAUCAUGAGCAGUAAAUCAGGAUACGUCAGUGUGGAGCUGAGUCCGGUGGCGGCUGUUAGUGUGCAGCUUUUCUCAGGAGACACAGAGUUACAUGUGAGCGGGCCCAUACGCAUCAGCCUCAGCAUUCCUGACAGCCGUGCACUUCAGAGUUCAAAUGUUGUUCCAGCAUGGUUCUUUAACCGGACGACUGGUGGAUGGAUGAGGAAGGGACUAGGGACGGUGGUGUCAGUGGAAGGAAAGCUCGUGUGGACAUUCACAGCUCCUCACCUUGGUUACUGGAUAGCAGCACCUCUGUCAUCCACCAGAGGUUUCUUUGGACUUGCCAUCCCCACUGACUUCAUCUUGCGCCAUUCGUCUGUCCUGAUGGUUAUCCUCGGAGGAAUGCUUGUUAUUGUCAUCUGUCUUCUGUUUGGGUUAUUGUUUUAUCGCAGAAGUUCGCCCAGUGAAAGUAAAACAAAGAAGACCCUACCAGUGAUGAGGAAAGACCAAACCACCUCCACAUGUGAUGAUGAAGGGGACUCCUCUCAUCCGCGGGAUGGACUGCACCAAUCAUUCACAGGAAGGGGGGAUAAUCGGCACAAUGCCUCCGUUAUGUAUAUGCACAAUGGCAAUGUAAUAGCCAACCCCAAUGCUGUGGCCAUUACGUUGGAGUGUAACGAACUGGUGGAGCUUAACACUGACAUGAAUGAUCAGAUGUGUUUGCAUAAAACUACAGAGCAGAUCAGAGUUCCGGCCUCCCUGACAGAGAACUUGUUUCUCUACAACCAGCCUGUUGCCAUUCUUCACGCUCCAGCGUUCUUCCACUUGGAGGAGCAGCCAGAGCAGCCCCAGUGGAGCAGGCCGGCCACUCUUCCCCGCGCAGGGGCUUCGAACAGUGCUGCCACCGAGCCGCUGAGUAAAGACAGCUUCACCCAGACUCUACCAAAAGGUCCAUCUGCCACCCAGAACCAGGCAGUAGAAACUGAGGACCAGCUUAGGGCACUCGAGGGCUCUCAGGCAGUGACCUCCACCAACACAUCCAGGGGUCACUUCAGCCUCCCAGAGUCAGUGUCGGUCCCUGGAACAUUAAAUAAAAUCGUGGACAGCAGACACUCGGUGCAUGCCUUGGGAGAACUUUCGAAAAUCCCCUCACUUCAGCGUCCUCGCGCCUGGUUUGUAUCACUGGAGGGCAAACCUGCAGCUGAGAUCCAUUACGCUGUGUCAGAGCAGCAGAGGAGGCGAAUGCCAGUUGAGAGUCGAGAAACCAGCUUAGACUCAGGAGUGGACAUGAGCGAACUGAACCAGACGUCUGGGAGGAGGGCUGUAACUCUGGAGCGCAAUGCUACUUUUGUCAAAAGCACAUCCGGCAGUAAACAUGCACCUCCACAGUAAAAACUUUUAACGCCUCCAUGCUCCACUUCUGUCUAUGACAGGUGACUUAUUUACCUCAUUGCUUCAUUUAUUACAUAUUAAUGUCAAAACGCCAGACCAAGUUGGGGGUACAGGCCCAUUUCCACCAUCAGAUUCCACACAGUCCGCGUUGCAACUGUUGUGCAUGUACAAAAGUGUAAGCAGUCCAAAGCAGAGCAUGUGGACUUAGAUCCCAAAUAAGUGUCACACACUUGUUGCUUUUUACCACUAGAACCGCCUAAGGGGAACAUUUACUGUCUUAUCUCUCAUCUCCUGCCUCAGGCGGUUGUAAUUAGAAAUAUAAAAUUUUGCAAAGUGUCAAACAAAAACAUUUCAUACUGAUCAUGUUCAUACUUCCAGUUGCCCUAUUUGUCCACCGCCAAUGUGACAAAGACAGCAGUGUGAUUGGGAUCAAUGACCAGAGGUCAAACACUGCCAUAAUAAUAAUAGACAGACUACCAUGGCUAACUUAACAUGACUGGAUGUUUGUUAUUUUAACAAUGUCGUUUGAUUUGUAUUUGUGCAUGUUUCUGUGUAUACUGUCAUGAAGUGAAUCAUUUCAUUAUAUUUUAAUACAAAAAAUCUGACCUUGGCCUUUUUAGUAGCGUACUAUAUGCAAUAUGCAAACUAUGCUGUGUAAGUGCUAUUUGCUACUUGUUUAUUAUUAUAGUCAAAAUACAAGUGACCACAGAUGAGUCACUUCCUCUUUCCAAAUACAGGACAGCAAUUGAAACUGAAUUGUAGUAAUCAUCAUUAUUAAUGUUGAUAUUACCUGAGCAGCUCUGGGGUUCAGUAAUUGGUGGUUCCUAUUUUAUGCUGUAGAGAAAGGGAAUGUCUGCUGACGGCUCACGACUUUGUUUUAUUGAUUUCAUUAAGCGUUGAAUAUGAAGGCCUAUUGCUCAAUAUUUGUAAGAAAAUUAAUUUUCAUUUUCUGAAAAGAAAAAGAAAAAGAAUUCAUUCAUACUGUAUCUUGUUCCAUUAUACCUAUCUGUAGUUUAAGUUUGGGGGCUGCAGGCUACCUACUGCAUACACUGAACAUCGGUUAGCAGCUUGAGGAGGCUUUAGGCUCGAACGGAAAGUUCAAGUUCAAAUCACGGAGUUCAUUCAGUGUUCAAACUAAAAGCUGACACGUGACAGCGUUAGGCCCCGGUCUGCCUCCAUACUGCUGGAGGAUAGCGCGCUCUCCGCUGCACUGUGCGCCACACGGGCCGGGUGAGACACCGAGGAAGUGAACGCAGGAAGCAGCGAGCUUUUUGGUUUCUGUCGACUACAAGCAGGAAACGCUUGUAUUUCAUCUUUAGAUCCAUUUUUAUACCUGCAGUUUUUCUUCAACUACAGUGCGAUAAGUCACCAAAUAAAGAUCAUGGACAAGCUGAAGUCACAGCAGGACAAACUUUGUAAGUUGCUUUCCAGUGACCCUGAUUACAUCCUACAGGACUGUGGGGACAUUUUAUCUAUGAAUGAAUUCCGAGAGGUAGGAAAGCAAAGCAGUGCGUUAGACAAGACGAGACUGCUUUUGAAAAUAAUCAUUCAAAAGGGAGGAGAUACCUGUCAGAGAUUCUUUGAGAUUCUGAUAAAGCAUCAAGCACAUUACCACCAAUUGCCACAGCUUCUCCAGCCUAACACUGCAGGGUCGUCCACUCCGACAGUGUUUGCUGAUCGUAACAGUGUUGUUACUGUCAGAGAAAUAACAAAUAUGAAAGGAAAGUCAUUCAGCAUGAAAAUUGAAACAGUGAGUGACUCAGGAAGCAGUCCAUCUGGGAAUGUUGUUGGACAUGUUCCCCAAGCAGAUUACACUGCAGUAGGAAACAGUGUCGUAUGUGCAGAUAAAAUAUCUGGUAUCAACACUGACGGUGAUAUUGAUUUGUCAGUGUGUGUGAAAACAUCACAAGUACGUGCAGGAACAGUAGAUGAGACACUGCCUUCCUCUCAGGGCCCUGCUGUGAAGAUGAUCAUUGAGCACAAGGUGGAGCUGAUUGACUGCCUGAGGGCGGAUCACUCCUUCAUUCUGCAGCAUGUGCAUGCCAAACAUAUCGUCACAGACAGACAAUAUCAGCAAAUUAAGCAUAUUUCACUGCCAGAAAAAUCAGUGACUGACCUGAUCGAUCAGGUGAUUGGUAAAGGUCAAGAAUCCUGCUCUCUUUUUCUUCAAGUUCUCCAGGAGCCUGAUGUUCUCAGGACCUUUCCACAGCUCAGACAAAUUACAAACAAAUGGAGCUAAGCAAUAGUAGAAGCAAUGUCUAAGCUAGUAAUUGUGCUGCAAUUAAAAAACAGAGAAUUGUAGGCUAGAUGUGGAGAAAUUGGCUGUGAAGAUAUGAUGAAUACAUUACUUUAUGUAAUUAUGUAAUAAUGUACUUUAUAUUGUAACAUCAUAUUUUCUAAUGAAAAUAAAACAUUUUAAAUCCA